AUGGAGGUCUUCAUGGGAAACCUUCCAGCCGAUCUCAGCGAGACACGGCUGACGAAAGUCAUGACACCCCUCAUGAUGGAGCUGAACAUAACAGACUGGAUGUGCCAGAAGCAACGGAAGAAAAAAUUCGGAACCGUCGCAUUUCUGCGCGUCCAAGACGGCGAGAAGUUCUUGAGACAGCACGGAGAACAGAGUACGGGACUACUGAACCACAGAGGCCAGCCUCGCAUGAGGGCGCGCUUAGUCAUUCUGGGCAGUCAACAGAUCUUUUGCAAAAGAUCGAACCGCGAGAUUGAUAACUUUCUGCUCAAGGCUCUGUCGAAGCAGGCAGAGGACCGCCCCAAUGAAGAACAGAGACCAAACGAGGCUAAGCACCAAGAUGUCGUGUUCGAUACUUAUCAACUCUCGUGCGGUUACUACGACUAUGACCAAGCGAGAGAGCUGGCCUUCUGCCCAGAGAUUGACUGGUCACUUGUCCAAGGCAUCUCAAAGUUUACUCCAGACAAGAUCAUUGUCACAUUUCAAGCCAUGGACGACAACAUCAGGAUCGAGAUACCUUAUCGCAUCAUCGCAGCCAUCCUCACGUGUUCUAAUCCUACCUCGGCGACCUUGACGCUGUGGGAACCACCUCGGCUUUUCUCCACAGCGAAAUCUGACAUCGGAUCAAUCUUGGCAAACUUAAGUAUAUCCGCAUCGGGCCCGCCGGAGCCUACACGCGAGAGGCUCACUGAGCUGCCACAUGAUACUAAGAAGCACUCUGAGAUUAUUGGUCAAUGCCUCAUAUACCGUCUUCAUCUUUACCCGGUAGACUUUCAGAAGAAGGUCAACAAGCUACGGGAAAAGGAUGUGUUGCCAAUCUCAUCACACGGAUUUCCUGCUUCUACUCUCGCGAACCCCGGCUUUCCGGAAGGGCUGAAGGCGUUCAAUCAAACUGUGUCAGAGCUUCUGGAUCCUCUACAGUUUGGCAUACUUUUCCAAGUUCAAGCUCUUGUUCAAAAUGGAUACUUGCUUCCUUGGAAAGGCAAAGAUCUACUGUUGCGGCUAUACACAGCAUCGAAGGUGGGUAAACCAUCAGGCAGCGUCGGGAGGUGUAAUGGAUCAUCCAAGGUUGUCCUGGUCUCCCCACUGGCGAUCAAAAAGCUCUUUUCUCAGAUUCCAUUUCCGGCACCUGAUAUCGAUGCAUCCACCUUUGACGUGGACGAAAUCGUUCGGUAUAUUGAGGCGAAUGAGAAGGAGAUUCAGUUAAAUCUCACUAAAGAACUCGUCUCAGAAAAGGCCCGCAAUAAUCUCACCAUGGUCUACAAAGUACAGGUUACUCCGACUUCUGUGACUCUGCAUGGUCCAGAGGCCGAAGCGAAAAAUCGCAUUUUGAGAAGAUUUCACGACCAUACUGAUUGCUUCACUCGCGUCCAAUUCUGCGACGAAGACGGACAGGAUGUAUUCUUCAACCCUAGACUAUCGUACGACGCUGUGUACCAGCGGUUUCUCGAUAUUUUAAACAAGGGCAUCCUCAUUGGCGGCAGAAAGUUUGACUUUUUGGGUUUCUCUCACUCUUCGCUCAGAAGCCACGCAGUGUGGUUUAUGGCGCCUUUCUACAACUCGUCAGGAUUUCACACCUAUUUUUCAGUCAUAAAGAAUCUGGGAGACUUUGGGAAUAUCUACUCGCCAGCCCGCUGUGCAGCCAGAAUCGGUCAAGCAUUUUCCGAGACGCCGUUCGCCAUACCGUUAGAGGAGAAUCGUAUCAAGCCAUGCAUCAUCGAGGACAUUUGGUCGAAGGACAAGAAGAGGAGAUUCACAGACGGCGUUGGAAUAAUAUCACAGGAGAUCGUUGAUGUUAUCCAAACUGCAAUGCCACAGCGCAAAGAUGCGACAUGCUAUCAAAUCCGCUGGGCCGGCGCCAAGGGCAUGCUCGCAUUGGAUGCGAGCCUCGAUGGAAGAAUAAUGGCUGUUCGCCAAUCCAUGGUAAAGUUUGAGAGCCAAGACAAAGCGAACUUGGAGAUCUGUGACCAGGCGAGCAAGCCAAUUCCACUAGUCCUCAACCGGCAAAUGAUCAAGAUACUUGAAGACAUGGCUGUGCCUGCUGAGUGGUUCCUGGGCGAGCAGGACAAGGAGCUGAACCGGCUCAGAAGGAUUACUUCCACCACUUACAACACCACAGCCUUUCUGAAACGACAGAAAGUUGCUGACCAAGUCGGACUUCCGAGACUCCUGCGCCGGCUGGAGCUGAUUGGCCUUGACUACAAAAAGGACCGUUUCCUCUGCUCUGUUGUAGAAGCAGUGGUCCUGCGGGAGCUGAGACUUCUCAAACAUAAGGCCAGGAUCCCUAUCGAAACGGGAGUCACCCUUUUCGGCAUUGUUGAUGAGACCGGAUUUCUAGAGGAAGGAGAGGUUUACAUCACAUUUGAGAAAACUGACGUGGUACAAACCGAUUACCUCCUUUUCGACGAACGCGAGAUGAUUGUAACUCGAUCUCCCGCUCUACACCCCGGCGAUAUCCAGAUGGCAACCAACAGGGUACCCCCUACGAGUCACCCGCUGCGAUUCCUCAGAAACUGCAUUGUGUUCUCCCAAAAAGGAACCCGAGACCUGCCAUCUCAGCUCAGCGGCGGCGAUCUCGACGGUGAUAUAUACAACAUCAUCUGGGAUAGCUUUGCGGUCGGGAAAUGUAAAAGAGUCUUCGUGCCGGCAGACUAUCCACUCGUGGAGCCCAGAACUCUCAACCGACGCGUAGAGCGGGAGGAUAUGACGGCUUUCUUCGUCGAAUUUAUGAAGACGGACAACCUGGGGUUGAUCGCCGUGAAGCACAUGAUUCUGGCUGAUCAGAAGGAUGCUGGAACCGUAGACCAAGGCUGCCAAUUACUGGCUAAACUGCACUCGACGGGAGUAGAUUACUCCAAGACGGGAGUACCGGUGAGCCUAGAGACACUAAGGGCUAUUAAGACCAAUCGAUACCGGCCAGACUUCUUAGCCCCUGCCCCACCCACUCACUUGCAGAAUAGAUCCGAGAUUAUCUUCGAGGCGCCGACGGGUCCCGCCGCCGAUGAGGAUGACGAGGAAGACUCAAGACCUCGUUACCAGUACUACCGCUCUGAGAAGAUCCUCGGGCAGUUAUUCCGCGCUAUUGAUGAGAAGAAGAUUUGGAACGAGAACGUUCAAAUCAAGCACCGAAAGGGUGCCCAAGGCGAACUUUGGACUGGUUUCAUGUCUUAUGUCACUGAACAAUGCGAACAGAAGAUUGGUGACAUUGCAUGGACGAGAUGUGUGGACGAGGCCUGGAACAUCCGGCAUGCCUACGAAGACGCCAUCACCGCCGCCUGCGUAGAAUACUCCGAGCAUGCGUCCAAGACAAUCACCGAGCUCGAGGUCUUCACCGGCAACAUCUUCAACAAGUUGGGUGUGCAGACCCGGCGGCAGAGAGACCGCUCAUCGCAGCUCAAGGACGAGUUCGCCCGCAUCGCGCAAUGGAUUAAGGCUCUGAUUACUAAGCGGGCCAUGGCGGAGGUCCGUGUUGAUGACGAAGACCAGGAUUACGAUGUUGGCGCCGAGGAGCAUGGCGGUGCCUCGGCGUCGACGGCCUUGGAGCUCAGCAUCGCGUGUCUGCACGUUGGUUGUGUCCAGGAACAGGGUAAGCAGAGCAACAGCUGGGACAGGUCAUCGCACGGAGGUGACUACCAGAGCUUCAAGGCUUUGGCGGCUUGUUGUCUCGUCAAGGAGCUCGACCUUGCCACCAAGCAGGCUGAGAUCAGGAAAGGUACUGCUAUCGUGGCUGGCGGCUAUGUUGGUGUCAGCAGUGGACAUACAUGA
This is a messenger RNA of Neoarthrinium moseri, 3804 nucleotides long. RefSeq lists its product as uncharacterized. The record is from RefSeq and is a predicted model, not a curated record. Gene Ontology annotation, molecular function: RNA-directed RNA polymerase activity. Lineage: Eukaryota; Fungi; Ascomycota; Sordariomycetes; Amphisphaeriales; Apiosporaceae. The transcript is spliced from 8 exons. The coding region runs from base 1 to 3804 and encodes 1267 amino acids. Gene Ontology annotation, biological process: siRNA processing. Gene Ontology annotation, cellular component: nuclear RNA-directed RNA polymerase complex.